AUGUCUUUUCUCGAUCUAGACUGUGCAUAUGACAAAGACUCUGAAUGGCAACGAUCUCCGUGCGUCAUCAAGCAUGAUGUGCAAGCUUACUGCAAAGAGCUGAAUUGGAAACCGUCCUCUUUCUUCAAAACGAUAUGGGCAAUCGUCCUCAACAAAUAUACUACGUCCCAAGCCGUGACCUUUGCCGUACACAGCAAUGAAAUCCAUAAGGAAGCUCCAACAAUAUGUGACGUCUCAGUUGAGCCGCAAACUUCAAUUGUUGACAUUCUAGCGGAUUGUUCAUUGGGAACCACGUUCACUGAAACUGUACAAAGUCAAAUUCCUUGCAAUACCGGCGUUGUCUUUGAUAUGCAAGGUGAUGAAAUCUUUAAACCCAUUCCUCCAGUGCAAGUUCUUCUGCUUGUAAGCACGACUUCCUCCGAGCUAUGGCUGUCGUACUCGUCAAACAUCGCCUCGUCUCAUGCAGACAACCUUGUUUCUACUGUCGAACAGACCAUCGAAGAGGUCUUACGGCAUCCAAAUCAAACAGUCAAAGAGUUACAGCUGUUUAGUGAAAGAAACACUCUCCAAGUUCUUGAAUGGAACCGUCAUACUUUGUCAAGUGAGACAGUUUCAAUGGUUGACCUAAUCCGAAAACACGCAUCACAACGAGCAACCCACGAAGCUGUUUGUGCCUGGGACGGAUCACUCACGUACGCGGAACUGGAUAGUUUGACUACGCGGCUGGCCUACCACCUGCGGACAAUGGGUAUUGUAGAAAACGACAAAGUGUUGCUUGGCUUUGAGAAGUCAAUGUACGCCGUUGUCGCUUUUCUAUCUAUCCUCAAGGCAGGCGCCAUUUUUGUUCCUGUCAGUCCUUCUUAUCCUACAGAACGUAUGCAAGCAAUCAUCGAUGCAACUCAUCCUCGUCUUGCCAUCACGUUAUGCGACACCACCUCGGUCUUUGAGAAACUACAAGUGCCAGCCUUGGGCCUGAAUCAAUCUGUCAUUUCCGGCUUUUCUGUUGAAGACCAUGAUCCGCUCCCUGCAUCUAGCCCACAGCGCGUGGCAUACAUUUUGUUUACUUCCGGCAGUACUGGCCUACCCAAGGGUUGUGUCAUUUCAAAUCAAGCGCUGGGAACUAUGACCAGCCAAGGUCCACCAUUCCAAAUUUAUCCAUCCAGUCGCGUACUUCAAGUUGCUCCGAUUAUCUUUGCCGCAAGCUCCGUUGAUAUGUUCUUGCCCCUGCUCACUGGAGGUACCGUCUGCAUUGCUUCGAAACACGAUCUCAUGAACAACCUGGCAGCCUCGAUGAAGCAGUUCCGGAUAACAUGGGCCUGCAUGACUCCAUCCGCCAUCGCCUCUGUUGAUCCUUCGGAACUAUCAGGGCUACAAACUCUGGGCUUGGUUGGUGAGCCUGUAAGUGAGGACCUGCUCAAUAAGUGGGCAUCCUCAGUAGAUCUUCUGUCAGGCUACGGCCUUUCGGAGAUUGUGGGUGCCGGAUGCAUCUCUUCUCUCCAGGUCGGAAUGCAUCCCCGAAAUAUCGGUGUUUCGCCUACCGCACAUAUCUGGCUGGCAGAUCCGACAAACAUCAACAGACUUUCACCGGUAGGUGCUAUUGGAGAAGUGUUGAUUGACGGGCCAAAUCUUGCCAAUGGGUAUCUUGAUGACCCACAGAAGACGGCCAAUACUUUUAUUCAGGGACCCAGAUGGCUUCAAGAUUUCUAUCCGGGACCGAAUCGAUAUGUCCUUAGAACGGGCGAUCUGGCUCGAUAUCAUUCCGAUGGCUCCAUUGUGUAUGUCGGUCGCAAAGAUACCCAAAUCAAGAUACGGGGGAAGCGAGUUGAGCUGGGAGAGGUUGAAAGCGUGAUUCGCCUCCGCCAAGCACCCGACGAUGCUGUAAUUGUGGAAGCGGCAGCUCCGUUUGAUGGUGAUAGUACACCCAUGUUGAUCGGUUUUAUUCACACCUCUGGAGGUCAAUUGGCGGAUUCGUCCCUGCUUCUAGGAAGUCCGAGCCAAGAAUUUCGGCAGAAUACAUCGCGUCUUGAUCAGCUGGUCCGCGCUGUAUUGCCAGAAUAUAUGAUACCGAGCAUAUACAUACCACUCAAUCGCAUUCCAAAGACUGCCUCUGGAAAGACUGAUCGCCGCGCGCUGCGCCUUGAAGUCUCUGGUAUGACUAGGCAGCAGAUUGAACUGUACCACAAUUCAGGUGUUAAACCACAGGUUCGGCCUCAAACUGAUGCAGAAAAGUCUGUUCAUAAGCUGUUUUGUCAAAUCUUGAGGCGAGAUGAAGCUUCAUUUGGAGUUCACGACCAUUUUCUCCGAUUGGGUGGAGAUUCGAUCAAAGCUAUAAGUCUUGUACAGCUUUGCCGAAAAGUUGGGCUGGCUGUCAAUGUUGCUGACAUUAUGGAGUCUGGCACAGUCGCCCAGCUCGCCCAGAUGGCCAAUCGCUCACCCCAGUCUACACUCGAAAACGGUAUAUGGAGAUUUGAAGUCCCGACUACUGCUGUAAAAGAGCAAUUGACCGAUCUCGGUGUUGCUGCUCAAGAGGUGGAAGCUAUGAAUCCAUGCUCCUCGAUGCAGGAUGGCAUUUUGAUGAGCCAAUUGAAAAGCCCACAACAAUAUGCGCUGCGAGUUCUGUAUGAAGUACAGCUUUCCGAAAAACUGUCAACAUCGUCCUCCAAGGCGGACCUCGGUCGGCUUCAAAAGGCAUGGCAAUCAGUGGUUCAGAUUCACCCCAUGCUGCGGACAAUAUUCGUGACCAAUGUCACACCCAGUGUGUUUGCGGUGCAGGUUCAGUUGAAGAAUGGCUCCAUCCCGCGUAUUCAUGAAGUCGAUGAUAACUUGCAACCGAGCAAUAUUUUCGACCAGCGCCAGGACUGUCAGCCUCCAAGCACGCUUCCUCAGUUCGAUCUAUACGUCACUCCAAGUGGGCGAAUCAUCCUCGAGCUUGAACUAUCCCAUGCAGUUGUUGAUGGAAUGUCUAUGUCAAUGAUAGUUCGAGAUCUAUGCAGAUUCUAUGACAACCCGAGCCCUUCUCUCUCUGUGUUUGACUUCGCCGACUAUGUCCAAUAUCAGCAAAAUGUUCUCACGGAUGAUUCUUUGGUCUACUGGAAGCAAUACCUUGAUUGCAUGGAACCAACCCAAUUCCCAACAGCCAGCGAUGGUACUUCAGAUCUGUCUAAGUCGUCCAGUCAAACAUCUCAAUUCAAGGCUUUGUCUGUGGAUGUUGGCUCGGUUGCAGAAUAUCGAAAGUUCGCUCAACAAACUGGAACAACUGUGGCAAAUGUUGUCAAGCUGGCAUGGUCCCUUGUUUUGCAAACAAUGUGUCGCACUGACGACGUAUGUUUUGGGUUUCUGGCUACGAGCCGUGACGCACCUGUUGAAGGUAUAUUGGAAGGUGUUGGGCCUCUGAUCAAUUUGAUUGUGUUUCGCCAGCAGCUUGAUAAUCAAUCGACGGUGGAACAAGUCUUGCAAUCCAUUCAGGCCGAUUUCAUCUCUAGUCUGCCGCACAAAGGCAGUUCUUUGAGUGAUAUUCGCCGGACUUUAGACUUUUCAAGUGACGAGGUCAUGUUCAAUACGUGCAUUAGCCAUUUCCCCGCCACCGCCGACGAUGGAGCAGACGAGUUGCCAAUUCUACUUCACGAAGUCGGGCGGCAAGAUCCCACGGAGUUUGAUCUUUCUCUUGAGAUCAUGGAAUCUGAGGAUGAGAUUGAAGCAACUAUCAAGGCCUAUACUGGGCGCGUUCCAUUAGAGCAGAUGGAGCGGGUAGCGGCGCUCUUCGGACACCUGAUGAAGACCAUUCCCCAGAGCUCAGGUCGCCUGAUAGGAGAACUGGAGUUAGUUCCCCCGGAACAACUUGCCACAAUCCGACAAUUGAAUCGAGGUAUCAAUAACCUUCCUAUCGAUGCAUGUGUUCACGAUAUCAUCCUGCGACAGUGCCAAAGUCAACCUCGGUCGCCAGCUAUCUGUGCUUGGGAUGGAGACUGGACUUAUGGCGAAUUAGAUUACGUCUCAUCAUGUCUAGCAGAAGAGAUACAGUCACAGGGUGUUACGCUAGAGUCCUUUGUGCCUGUCUUGAUGGACAAAAGUCGCUGGGUACCUAUUGCUUUACUUGCUAUCCUCAGGGCCGGAGGUGCUUUUGUUCUCCUAGAUCCUACACAGCCAGUCCAGCGACUCAAGGAUAUCUGUAUUGACCUAAAUCCUACCACUAUUUUGGUCUCACCGGAAUACCAAGCAACUGCCAUCCCGCUUGUCAAUACCGUUGUUGUUGUUAACAACGAGCAUUCUCGGAUCCUUGAAACAGACCUUGGUGAGACUCACAAGGUAGCCGCUCACCCAGGAAAUGCAGCAUACGCUGUCUUUACUUCUGGAUCGACGGGAAAGCCAAAGGGCGUGGCAAUCACUCAUCGUUCUCUGUGUACUAGUGCGGCCGCGAUGAUGGAGCAUUUGCCCAUGACAAGUACGACGCGAAUGCUCCAAUACGCCUCACAUGCAUUUGAUGUGAGUGUUUUGGAUCUCACAGUUUGUCUCAUGGCGGGAGGUUGCCUAUGCAUUCCGUCAGCUGGGGACAGGCAAAAUCGACUAACAGAAAGUUUGAAUGACUUUUCUGUGAGCCUCGUCGCUCUCACUCCCACUGUUACUCGCACUAUACAGCCAGAACGAUUGACUACCCUGAAAACUUUGAAGGUCAGCGGAGAGGCGCUUUCAUCCUUUGACAUUCAACGAUGGAAGACUGCAGCACCCCACAUUCAAAUCGUCAACAUGUACGGCCCUGCAGAAUGUACAAUCAACUCGACUGUUCAAGGUCCUGUUGAGCUAGAAUCGUAUCCUUCGAACAUUGGAUAUCCGUUGCGGAGUGCCACCACGUGGGUAGUCAAUUCCAAGAACCAUCACAAAUUACUCCCAAUGGGGGCCGUUGGUGAACUAGUGAUCCAAGGACCUGUUGUCGGGCGUGGCUACCUGAACCGCGCCGAGCAGACAGCUGCAUCAUUUAUUGCGCCACCAGAUUGGUUGAGGCAAUUCAUGCCAGCAGUCUCCGACGAUGAGAGACUUUACAAGACUGGGGAUCUGGUUCAGUAUGCUGCAGAUGGCUCGAUGCAUUACAAGGGACGCAAAGACUUUCAAGUCAAGCUCCGCGGACAACGACUUGAGCUAGGUGAAGUUGAGGCGCAACUUCGUCGCGUAUUCCCUAAUGCCUCUGAUGCUAUCGCUGAAGUGGCAUAUUUGAACCAAGGUAAAACAUCAGCCUUGGUUGCAUUCAUCCACCAAGCCGCCUGGGAUAGUGACUCGAGCUCGGAUCCAGCUACAGAACUUGGAGUUGAAAGUACCAAUCUCGAUUUACUUCAUGCUCCUUGUAAAGCAUUUGAUCAGGCAGUCGCACACGCGAAGGUUCUGAUGGCUGCUACUCUUCCAAGCUAUAUGGAGCCCAGUAUCUAUUUACCACUCAUUCAUGUCCCCAGAUCUCGAAGUGGUAAGGCUGACCGCGGUCGACUCCAACAAAUAGUCAUCUCCGGACUCCAUGAGCGCUGGACUGGUGGCGCAAGUACAGUCCCUAUGUCACAGCGGAGGCCGAUUACAGAAAUGGAAGUCACUUUGUGCUCUGCUGUUGCUGGGGCUUUAGGACUGUCAGAGGCCGAUGUCAGUGCCGAAGACAGUUUCUUCCGGCGUGGAGGCGACUCGGUGGCAGCGAUGAUGUUGGUCGGAAGUUUACGAGAGCAAGGUUGUCAUCUCACCGUCGCAGACAUAUUUGCGAACCCAAAGUUGGAUAUUCUCGCUACCAAGAUAAGCCGUGUGCUUCCCUCAAGUGUUGUCAAGGUCCCCCUGCCAUUUUCCCUUCUUGGGGAUAAUGAAGACUCCAAUAAAGCGAUCAUCGCACAAGCGAUGACGCAGUGUGAUGUCGCACAGAAGGAGAUUGAGGAUAUUUACCCCUGCUCGCCACUCCAACAUGCCUUCUUCAUGUUCAGCAGCACCCGGGAGAAAGGUACUUUAAUUGCACGAUUUGCCUAUGAUCUAUGGCCCGAAACGGAUCUUGGUAGGCUGCAAAAAGCCUGGUAUGAGACCACAAAAGCGCAUCCGAUGCUACGAACAAGAAUCAUCCAAGUGGAAGGUAAAUCCAACCUACAUCAGGCGGUUCUCGGUCAUGCGACAGAAAUUGAGUAUCAUGACUCGGAUGAGCUAGAUUAUGUCCCUGACCUGCCAAUUGAAGUUGGUCCUGGUAAACCACUCCUACGAAUUGCUGUAUUGCGCAGAUCAUCUGCACAACACCAUCACCGGCUUGUGAUUACCUUACAACAUUCCUUGUACGAUGGAUGGUCUCGGGCAUUAUUGAUGCAAGAGCUUGAGCGAGCCUAUUCUGGCGUCGCCUUGCAGCCUUUGCCGGUUUCCCCAUUCAUCGGGCAUCUCGAUCAAACCAAUGAGGGAGCCCUGCAAUUUUGGACAUCAGAGCUCAGAGAUCUUCAAAGCACGAUCUUUCCUCAAGUUCCGUCCGCUUAUACGCCUCACCCAAGUGCAACAUUGGUUCAACAUGUAAAAAUCCCCAAACUUGUAUCGCCCCAAAUCACACUUUCGACCAAAAUUCGCUGGGCAUGGGCCCACGCAAUAUCGCUCCAGACUAGCAACUCCGAGGUUGCAAUGGGCUUGGGAACAGCCGGACGAGGCACUCCAGUUGCGGGAAUCGAGAGAUUGGUGGCGCCAACAAUGGCGAUCUUCCCCUAUCGAAUCCAUAUCAGUCCGAAACAGAAGGUGAUCGACGCUCUGCAAGAAUCUCAAGCCCAUUAUAGCCAAAUCCUUCCACACGAGCAUUAUGGCACGCCAAAUAUCUGUCGCGCUGCGACAGGCCCGACCUCCCCGGCCGCACUCCAAACUCUUUUGAUUGUUCAGCCGCAGGGGGAGCAAAACCCUUCCUCGCUGUAUUUCGAAGAAGAGAUGCUUCCUCAGACUGGGGCUUUCCACGUUCGUGCGCUGACCUUACACUGUCACCUUCAAGAAAGUUCUGUCGAGACUGUUGCGUGCUAUGACGACAAACUCAUUUCAGAGAAUAAAAUGCUUGAAGUACUUUCUAUGUUUGAUUUGAUCUUCCAACAAGUGUGUCAGGAGCCUAGCAUUCCUGUUCGGGAGUUGAGGGCCUAUUCAGCUGAAGACUGA
Molecule: messenger RNA, 7125 nt
Organism: Penicillium nucicola
Lineage: Eukaryota; Fungi; Ascomycota; Eurotiomycetes; Eurotiales; Aspergillaceae
Exons: 1
Coding region: 1-7125 (2374 amino acids)
Biological process (GO): secondary metabolite biosynthetic process; amino acid activation for nonribosomal peptide biosynthetic process
Cellular component (GO): cytoplasm
Molecular function (GO): phosphopantetheine binding; catalytic activity
Source: RefSeq, a predicted model, not a curated record